GCACACACAAGCACACUAUAGCCAUCAUCAAUUAAUUAACUAGAAGGUCCCAUCCAUUCAUCAAACCUUAGUUUUCAACUAUGGUACUUGGAAUAGGGCAUUAUCAUAUGACAGUAGAGGACUUCCGGCAAUGGCUGACUAAGGUGGUGGACCGGAACCAUGAUGGCCGGAUAAGUAUCUCAGAGUUACGACAUGCUCUCAAAGGCAUGGGCUAUAACAUGGCUGCAUGGAAGGGGUUCUGGGGAGUUGUUUCCAAUGAUCUGAAUCACAAUGGUUACAUUGAUACUGAGGUGGAGAUCCUUGCCCUUGCUAGCUAUGCUGCUCGUGUCUGGGGAAUCACCAUUGUCUAGUGUUUUUUAUGUACCAAGACCCACACCUUCAACUGCAUGCUUUUAGUCAAUUAAUUAUGUGUGUGUACAUGUUUAAUUAAAUGUACUUUUGUUUGUAUGUUUUCUUUGUUGUUUUGAAUGAUCUUGUUGGUACUAUGUAUUUAUUUUUAAGCAAACACAAGUUUUACGGUCA
Dioscorea cayenensis subsp. rotundata (Guinea yam) is the source of this 522-nucleotide messenger RNA. RefSeq lists its product as uncharacterized. The record is from RefSeq and is a predicted model, not a curated record. Bases 81 to 350 code for a protein of 89 amino acids. The transcript has a single exon. NCBI's taxonomy places the organism in Eukaryota, Viridiplantae, Streptophyta, Magnoliopsida, Dioscoreales, Dioscoreaceae. Gene Ontology annotation, molecular function: calcium ion binding.